Chelmon rostratus (copperband butterflyfish) is the source of this 3202-nucleotide messenger RNA. RefSeq names its product TOX high mobility group box family member 3 (gene tox3). The transcript is spliced from 8 exons. Gene Ontology annotation, molecular function: chromatin DNA binding. Bases 1 to 1854 code for a protein of 617 amino acids. The record is from RefSeq and is a predicted model, not a curated record. Gene Ontology annotation, biological process: regulation of transcription by RNA polymerase II. Gene Ontology annotation, cellular component: nucleus. NCBI's taxonomy places the organism in Eukaryota, Metazoa, Chordata, Actinopteri, Chaetodontiformes, Chaetodontidae.
AUGUCAAGUCAAAAUCCGCGCGGCUCCUCUCACACCAUGGAUGUAAGGUUUUACCCGUCUGCUGGUGGGAAUUCUAUUCCGGGGGACCCACCGAGCCUGGAUUUUGCCCACUGUUUGGGCUACUACAACUUCAAUAAGUUCCAGAACAACAACAACUACAUGAACAUGGCCGAGGCGAACGGUGCCCUGCUCGCUGCUGGUGAUACUUUCCAUACACCCAGCUUGGGAGAUGAAGAGUUUGAGAUUCCUCCCAUCACACCUCCACCUGAGACAGAGUCUGGUCUGGGUCUGUCAGAAGUGGACUCACCUUACCCAGCAAUGCCAGAGCCCCCAGUUCCGCACAGGGGUCCCUUAAUCCCUCAGUUCCCCCCUCAGAGCCUGGACCUGCCCUCUAUUACCAUCUCACGCAACAUGAUGGACCAGGAAGGGAUGUCCAUGAACAACGGGCAACCUGUGAAUGUUGGACCAGGUCAUCUUCGCCAAUACCCACCCAACCCAGCCAUGGUGAUGAAGUCCAUCAUCAGCAUGAACAGCCCCAAUGGGAUGAUAUCACGGAAUCAGCUGACCACCAUCAACCAAUCCCAAAUCAACACACAGCUGAGCCUAAACAUGGCGGGACCCAACAUCACCCAUACUUCCCCGUCACCGCCUGCCAGUAAGUCUGCCACACCGUCCCCCUCCAGCUCCAUCAACGAAGACGACCAGGAGGAAGGCAACAGGGUCAUUGGGGAAAAGCGACCAGCCCCCAUAGAUCCCACAAAGAAGCCCAAGACUCCAAAGAAGAAGAAGAAGAAGGAUCCCAAUGAGCCACAGAAGCCAGUCUCGGCUUAUGCCCUGUUCUUCAGAGACACGCAGGCCGCUAUUAAGGGUCAAAAUCCCAACGCCACCUUUGGAGAGGUGUCCAAGAUUGUGGCCUCCAUGUGGGACGGCCUGGGAGAGGAGCAAAAGCAGGUUUACAAAAGCAAAACAGAAGCUGCCAAGAAAGAAUAUUUAAAAGCCCUCGCCGCAUACCGUGCUAGCCUGGUUUCCAAGGCUGCAGCAGAAUCAGCUGAGGCUCAGACUAUUCGCUCAGUACAGCAGACUCUGGCCUCCACCAGCCUGUCCCCAGGCCUGGUGCUUCCUUCACCCCUCAACCAGCACCCCUCAAUGUCAUCAGCUUCCCAGGCCCUCCAACAAGUCCUACCACGGGCCAUUGCCCCAAAACCUUUGCAGAUGAGACUAGGGGGCAGUCAAAUCGUGACCUCGGUUACAGUCUCUCACCAAAACAUGUCCUCCGGGAUGCCACCGCAGAUGCUCGGCCAGAUGGGUGCCGGAGGGGCCAUGGUGGCGGGUGCCCAGUCCACAGCGGUUUCUCAGAUGAGCCCACCCAUGCAACCUGUGCAGCAGCAUGCGAUGCAGCAGCUCCAGCAGCAGCAGCAGCAGAUGCAGCAGCACCUCCAGAACCAUCAGAUGCAGCAGCAGCAGAUGCACCACCAGCAGAUCCAGCAGCAAAUGCAGCAUCAGCAUUUCCAACACCACCUCCAGCAACAGCUGCAGCAGCACCACAUGCAGCAGCAGCAGCAGCAGCACCAACAGCAACAGCAGCAGCAGCAACAGCAGAUGCAGCUGCAGCACAUGCAGUUGCAGCAUCAGCUUCAUCAGCAGCAGAUUCAACAUCUCCAGCAGCAACAGCAACAGCAGCAGCAACAGCAGCACCAGUCCCAGUGUUCCCCACCCCAGCACUCUCCCGGUACACCCCAUUCAGUGGGAGGCUCUGCAUCACUCGGCAGCCCCCAGCCGGCUCCACAGCAGCAACCACACCCCUCCCAAAUCCAGGCCCACGCCCAGGUCCUGUCCCAGGUCAGCAUUUACUGAGCCAAAAGGAAAUCCUAACUCAAAGAGCAGGAUAGAAUAAAAGCAUCAUUCCACGUUGCUUUUCUAAGUUGCACUUAAGAAGUGUGUAAGGUUUAGAAUGUUAUACAAAGAACUUGUCCAUUGUUAUAGACAGAUAUGCACACGCGUGUACAGGGGGUUACCAUGUUAACUGGGUUAUUUCUGUCAUAGGCUCAGGUAUGACAGAAGCCUGUUAGGGCGAGUGCCCAGUGAUUGUUUAAUUGUUCGUUUGUGAGGUCUUUCAGUUGUCAAUUUAAACUGACUGGGCACACAGUAUGUUGAGAGACGUGUGUCUUUCGCUGUUUUAUUUAACAAUAAAGCUUUAUUUAUGAGACCCGAGUUGUCAGUUCAGCGCAGCACAAGGACAUUUUGAAUGCGUUUCAACAAAAGGAUUUUGAUCAGCUCUUGCCUGGACUGAAUGACUCACCGGAUCCUUGCUGGAAACCAGUAACCCACACAUCAGUCUUUGUUCCCACACUGGUCAGUAUAUAGCGAGACUUUCUUUACUCCAACCUUUCUCUUUCACCCAUCAUUCUCGCAGAUGUAACUGUUCGACAAUGGCGUUCAGGAAAUGGUUGAUCGAAUCAUCACAUGCUGGAUGCCCAGUGAUAUUUGAACAUAUUAAAACCAUGUCACAAAGGCAGACAAUGUCUUGAAGAAUAAGGGGAGCUGAAAAUAAAAGGUCUUUGGAUGUAUCUCUGGAUGAAUGAACAGACUGAGACAGGAACUGCCAUAAAUCAUUUAUGUCAUCACAUCGUCAAACUGUAGCUGUAAUCUGCUGUACAUGUUUUGUAGAGUGGGGAGACCUCCUUUAUCCAGUAAUCGACCCUCCAGAUGAUUUGCCCAAAAGCGUGUAACUGGCAACCCCCCCGCAAAAAGUCUUCUUUAAUCUAUUUGUUCUUACUUCAGAUGUUUAACAAUUAAAUUAUGUUUUUAUUUUGUGUAACAAAGGGGAUAUUUUAUGGUAAAUACAAAUUUCCGGAUCGAGGCAGAUGGUUUGGGGAUUGAUGUAUUUUUACUCUGCUCCUUGAUACCGUCAUUGUUUUAAAAAGGAAAAAGAAAACUAGCAGAGCCAGUUUGUUGCACUGCCAAAGCCAACUGAAAAGGCAUCGGAGGUAUUUUUGCCAGCUGUACAGAAGUCCCUGAAAAAAAAAAGCAAAUGUUGUAAAUUUUUCAUAUCACCUGUUGUAAAGUUUUAAUAUGUGAGGCUUUAAUUAAAACAUUGUUAAACGACCUGUGGAUUGCUAUAUCACAUAGUGCAUUUCUGCUCUUUUAUACUUUUUUAUGAGUUACAAUAGCAGCAAUUAAUUUUGUUUGUAUUUUGCUUACA